AUGGACGAACAAAGAUCAUCUUCUCCAAUUAUCCACCCUGGGAAUACAACCCCCCCACCGAGGUCUCUCAUUCUUACCGCUCACCUCAGACUCUUAUACGAGAGUAGAGCCAAUUACGAGUCCACCUACGGAUGCAUCUCUCGUGAUGUCCAAUCCGACAUCAGGCACAAUCGCCUCUACCCAUGUGCCGCCUUGUGUGACAACAUUGGGGAGCUCCUCGAGAAGAAAUGGCGUAUUAGAGCCCUGUUGGAUCAAAUUAACGACGACAUUGAGGUCCUUGAAGGAUAUCUGCGCAGUGCCAUCACCACCGAAGCUGCUGCUAGGGCUACGGGGGAUGCCACCGGCACUGCUAAUUAA
This is a messenger RNA of Morchella importuna, 357 nucleotides long. RefSeq lists its product as uncharacterized. Bases 1 to 357 code for a protein of 118 amino acids. The transcript has a single exon. The record is from RefSeq and is a predicted model, not a curated record. NCBI's taxonomy places the organism in Eukaryota, Fungi, Ascomycota, Pezizomycetes, Pezizales, Morchellaceae.